AUGCCGCCCGUCCGGCUACUUCAAAUCCUCGCGGGAACAACACUACUACUCACUUUCACCUAUUUCCUCGUUAGACAACCCGCAACGGAUCCGCGCUUCCCACUGGCAUCAUGGCAGACCUAUUCGCCAGACUUUCACAACAACGGCACACUCGACAUCGAAGUGCUCCGCCAAAUCAGGGAUCUCCCGCAAGAGUUCGACUAUCAACGAUACUGCGUCUUCGCAAAGGAAAAUCCAGCCCUGCACCGCGAAUCCGUGAUCCGCUUCUCAGAAGAAAUGCUGGACGAAGGUGCAUCCUCUGAUAUCCGGCUGGACGAUGGAAACAUACCCAAUCCCGAGGAGCAGAGCGUCUUCCCUACAUGUCACAGCUCAUUCACCCUGGAGGUUCCGGAAUUCAGCUCACAUGGACAGACCAGCACCAAAUCCUUAAUGCUGGGUGUUGCCACGACGCUCAAACGAAUCGAAGAGUCUUUGCCCACGUUUUCUAGAUGGCUCUCGAAUACAGGAUCGCCACUCGUUGUCCUUCUGGUCGAUCAGCAAAACCUGGACGAGAAGCAGGAAGAAAUCAACCGUGUCAACACACUGGCAUCCACACUCGCGAUCGAGCUGAUCUUCGAGCCGUACAAGUCAACCUACACUCACGACAGCGAAGGCCUCAAGAACUUCGCGCUUGCCACUGCUCUGGACAAGCAUCGUCGACCGGAAACCAAGUGGUUUGGUGUCAUUGACGACGAUACGUUCUUUUUGUCACUUCCACGUAUGGUCGAGAAUCUGGCGCCGUUUGAUCCCGAGAAGCAAUGGUACAUUGGCGCGCUCACCGAAGGACACACAAGAGUAUCGCAGGAAGGGUUUAAGGCGUGGGGAGGGGCUGGUUUUUUCAUAUCUCCCCCGCUGAUGCAAAUUUUGGCCGAGAACGCCGUCGAAUGUACUCCUCUGGACAGGUAUUUCGGCGACAUCCUGUGGCGAGACUGCAUAAUGGAGGUCACAUCCCCAACAGUGCAUCUGACCGAAAUGAAAGGAUUGAAUCAGAUCGACAUGUGGAAGGACAUCUCGGGGUGGUACGAAGCAGGCUUCAAUCCGAUACUGACUGUUCACCACUGGAAAAGCUGGCAUUUCUUCCCGAUAGCAAUCUCCCACAUUGUGACCGACGUAGCCGGACCCGAUGCUUUGUUGCAAAGAUAUCAAUUCGGCAACCAUACUGUCUUCACCAAUGGUUACAGUAUCGUUCAAUAUCCCAGAGGAGUUCCAGACCUAAACUUGGUGGAGUUGACGAUGACCGAGGACGUCAACGUGAAAAGGCCACCGGAGCCACUCGAAUUCCACCACAGUAUGGGAAAGACGAGACCUGCUUUGGAGUACGGCAAGGAAAAGAUUAGCUGGCUGUUCGAGCACGCCGUCAAGACCGCCGACAACACAGUGAGACAGUUCUACGUUAAGCGAACGACGCGCGACCCGGACGGGCCAGUGGAAAGCAUCAUUGAAGUUGACUGGCGGCACGCGUGA
Molecule: messenger RNA, 1503 nt
Organism: Lecanosticta acicola
Lineage: Eukaryota; Fungi; Ascomycota; Dothideomycetes; Mycosphaerellales; Mycosphaerellaceae
Source: the annotation of a GenBank genome assembly